UCGUCUCUUUUCUUCGCUUCCGAUCCCUACUACAGACAGACACACACAGGCUCUGGCUGCUUGCCUUGCUUUGCUGUGCUUUGCCUUGCUUGCUGCUGUCCCAGCAUUGCGAGAGAGAGCGAUAGAGAGCCCGCAGGGGGUGUGUGUCACAUUCCCCACAGCCCCUCCCUUCUCUUCUCUUCUUUCCCUUCUCCCCUGCCCUGCCCUGCCUUCCCUUCCCUUCCCUUCCUCGUACUUCGUCGCACGGUGUCGCUAGUGUAGUCUUCUUUUGGGGUGACGCUGCGUUGGCAGUGUGUUCGACGCAGUGGUGGAGAGCCAAGUACUGUGCUCUCUCUCUCUCUCUCUCUCUCUCUCUUUCUCUCUCUUGAGAGUGGUCGUGGUUCAAGUGGAACUGGAAGGGCCCGAGCCUGGUGGGUGCUAAAACGGGAAGCUUCUGCGGCUCGUGAAGCGCGUUUGGUACGUGUGUGGUUGUUUCUGACAUUUCGAGGUGGAUCCGAGCGAGAAGGGGACGGGAAUUAUCGCCCUCGCAUGUGCAAAGGGUGCGAUAGAGGUGUUGGGGGUUUGAGGCUCGGGGCUGGUCGUAGUGGGUUGUCGUCAUGAAUGUUUUGUAGUUGGAGAUAAGGACCAGUUAGUUUUACCCUGCAUCUGAGUUUUGAGCAGAUCUGUUGGACCUUUUUUUUGUUUUUUGUUUUUUGUUUUUUUUUUCACGUAAAAGGGUGGUUCGAUCUUCUGGGAGGAAACUGCGGGGUUCUGAACUCAUUUUGUAUUGGGUCUCUUCUUCGCCGCGCUAGUGUGAUUUGUUGCUCUGAUCUAGCUUUUGAUCAAGCCAGCAAUUUUACAACGUUGUCUUGCGUCUUCCUCGAAUGUGCACUCCGGAAGCAGAGUUUGACACUUCCAGCCUCAUCACAGCGGGGAGUAGAGAACUGGCUUCUCAUGUCUAACUGGGCAGUUGCAAGGACAGGUUAGACAGGGGUAGUGAACAAUUCUCGAUGCACGUAGUAAAUCUCAUGCAUUAUGAGAAGGUAGUGAUUUCGCAUGUUGAGAGGAAUGCAACUCGGGAGUGAGAAGGAAGCUGGCCAGAAGUAGCCAGUUCAAGAAGAUCGAUCUAAGUGUGGAUUGACCCCACAGUAGGCACACACUUCGUGUUAACCGCCACAAGUAGCCUAAUCAUUCGUAGAUCCUACCAGCUGAUCACAGGAAGAAGCACUAUCGGGUAAUUGAUCCUAAUUGCAUUCCCGAUCUUCUGCAUUCCCACGUACAUACUGCCAGCGCACCCGGUUUAGAAUAAUAAGAACGUAACAAAGACUUUGUUGAAUCCCAAUGCCGACCAACAUGACUAGCUUUGCGAGAACUCUCACCCUUGAGACGAACAACGACUCCUACGCUUCUGGAGAUAACGGAAACGUUGAGUUUGGGAGGCUGAUGGACUUAAAACCACGUCAGAUUGAGACCCAACUUUCUCUCGAUGAGAGGUCUAUCAAUGACAUCAUCUCCUCGGGUCUUUCUUCACCUCGUCCUCCUCGCCAGUUGGAGACUGCGAAGAGUUCUGAGUGCUUGGAAGCGCUGCUUUCUCCCAGCAUCCGCUCGUCUGCCGGCACUCCUCGAGAAUACCAUGCUUUUGAGCCUCAUCCAAUGAUUGCGGACGCAUGGGAAAGGCUAAGGUUGUCCAUGGUGUUCUACCGAUCUAGGCCGGUGGGCACUAUUGCAGCUUUGGAUCCUGAAGAGGAUUCCCUAAACUACAAUCAGGUUUUUGUGAGGGACUUUGUACCCAGUGCACUGGCCUUUUUAAUGAAUGGCGAACCGGAAAUUGUGAAGAAUUUCUUGUUGAGGACUUUGCAGCUUCAAUCCGUCGAAAAAAGGAUUGACUGUUUCACUUUGGGUGAAGGUGUCAUGCCUGCGAGUUUCAAGGUUCUCCACGACCCUGUGCGGAAGACGGAUACCAUGAUUGCGGACUUCGGGGAGAGUGCAAUUGGGCGAGUCGCACCAGUGGAUUCAGGAUUCUGGUGGAUAAUUCUUCUUCGUGCUUACACCAAGUCCACUGGCGAUUACACCCUGGCUGACAUGCCCGACUGCCAAAGGGGCAUGAGGCUGAUUUUAUAUUUGUGCCUAGCGGAUGGGUUUGAUACGUUUCCAACUCUGCUAUGUGCAGAUGGUUGCUGCAUGGUGGAUAGACGAAUGGGUAUCUAUGGGUAUCCAAUUGAGAUCCAGAGCCUGUUUUUCAUGGCUCUUCGGUCGGCUAAGAGUCUAAUCAAGGCCGACGGCGAUGGUAAGGAGUUUUUAGAGAAAAUAGACAAGCGGCUCCAUGCAUUAAGUUACCACAUGCGGGAGUAUUUUUGGUUAGACCACCAGCAGCUCAAUAACAUCUAUCGGUUCAAGACCGAGGAAUAUUCACACACCGCUGUGAAUAAAUUUAAUGUUAUUCCUGACUCGAUUCCGGAUUGGAUUUUCGAUUUCCUGCCAUUAAAGGGUGGUUUCUUCAUUGGAAACGUCAGUCCUGCACGGAUGGACUUCAGAUGGUUUGCUAUCGGUAAUUUCAUGGCAAUCUUAGGGUCACUUGCAACAGCUGAUCAGGCCUCAGCCAUCAUGGAUCUACUCGAAGCGCGAUGGCCAGAGCUUGUAGGAGACAUGCCUCUCAAGGUGUCCUACCCUGCAAUGGAGGGACACGAGUGGCGCAUUAUCACUGGAUGUGACCCGAAAAACACGAGAUGGAGCUAUCACAAUGCAGGAUCUUGGCCAGUCAUUCUUUGGAUGCUGACAGCUGCAUGCAUUAAGGCCGGAAGGCCGCAAAUUGCACGACGAGCUAUUGAGCAAGUGGAGACUAGAUUAUCUGCUGAUGGAUGGCCAGAAUACUACGAUGGAAAGCUUGGAAGAUACGUUGGAAAGCAGGCUCGCAAGUUCCAAACUUGGAGUAUUGCAGGUUACCUUGUCGCCAAAAUGAUGUUGGAAGAUCCUUCCCACCUGGGGAUGAUUGGACUAGAGGAGGAUAAGAAGAUCCAAAAGCCUUCUCUUACUAGAUCUGCAUCUUGGACAGCUUAAGAAAUGGCCAGCUUCAUAGCUUGUCUGUCUGUAAUAGUAUCCUAUCAUAAUUUUUUAAAAUUUGUGACUAAAGUCCGGGUGGGAGAUGUUGCAAUUGGUAGGAGUGGAGCAGAAAGAUAAUCUCCCUUCAAGAUGCCUCUAUCAUUGUCCUUUUGAACAAAGGGAGUUCAUUGGUGGAGUGGCAAUGCAGAAAUUUGCACUGCAAAUUCAUAUGGACAACAGUCCAUUGUCGUAAAAGACGAUGAGAAGGAUCAGCACUGAUGUUAUUCUUCAUCCAAGGAAGGCAAAAAAUGUGUAGGGAAUGGGAAAGUGAAGCGUUGUCGCUGCCAUGGUGAACGGGGGCGGGGGGGGGGGGGGGGGGUUGCAUAUGGGAAUGGAAGAACCGACAUGAACUAAGGGGUCAUCUUUGCUUGAUGGAGUGCCUCCACUUACCACUACUUUUGAAAACCGCUACAAGCGUGGAGAAAUUGAGCUUUCGUGAAGACGUAACACGUUGAUUCAACCCUUGUACCGUUAUUACCUCCUCCUACAGAGAAAGGCGGCUAUAACAUGAGAAGGGUGUGUAAAAUGCUGAAGGACUGGUUUUCAGGCGGGUAAUGCAGACAUAGAAUGCAGCAGUGGUCUCAUGGUAGAGGCCAUAAUAAGCCCUUACUAGACCUUAGUUACUAAUUUUCCCUCCACAGGAAAAGUUCAAUUUUUUUUCACGUGUUAUGGAGAGCUUUCUUUUCAUGGUGCAGCUGCGCGUAUGUUUUGCUGAUCGUGUGCCCUAAUAGAGUUUGCCGGCUACUUUCUCAUGAUUAUCAUA
Molecule: messenger RNA, 3841 nt
Organism: Physcomitrium patens
Lineage: Eukaryota; Viridiplantae; Streptophyta; Bryopsida; Funariales; Funariaceae
Product: putative alkaline/neutral invertase F
Biological process (GO): sucrose catabolic process
Molecular function (GO): endo-alpha-N-acetylgalactosaminidase activity; sucrose alpha-glucosidase activity
Source: RefSeq, a predicted model, not a curated record